Aspergillus campestris IBT 28561 is the source of this 1010-nucleotide messenger RNA. RefSeq lists its product as uncharacterized. Lineage: Eukaryota; Fungi; Ascomycota; Eurotiomycetes; Eurotiales; Aspergillaceae. Bases 249 to 920 code for a protein of 223 amino acids. The record is from RefSeq and is a predicted model, not a curated record. The transcript is spliced from 4 exons.
CGAUGAAACUCGCUGACCUAUGCUACUAUUGCUUCCAAUGCUACCACAGUAAUCCUGGGGCAAUUAUUGGCAGUUCAAUCUCCUGUCCUCCUACUUCUCAGGUGUUUUAGUGUUGGAUUGUUGUAAAGUAUUGUAUGUAAACAAUCAUAUGCAAGUUUCAUCGGCAUAUCCAUCAAUACCAACAGCUCCAGAUCUUCGAAUAAUCCUAUCCACUGUCUCCAGUUGCAUCGCGUCCUUUCUUUUUCAAUAUGUCGUACCCUAAAAGUGAAUAUAACGACCAUCACCUAGAGGGCUGCUCUUGUGGCCAAACUGAACGAUCAAGCUCGUACCCUCAGCAGGACUCCUACAGUGGGCAGCACUCUAGCAAUGGCCAUGAAGCCUUCUCUCCCUACGUUGGCACAAGCUCGUGUCACUACGGCUCUACACACAGAAUAGCCGUGCCCACAGAUACUCAUAGCCCCACCCCACCACCGUACGAAUUCCAGCAACUGCCUGGUGAAAAUGCCUCUUAUUAUCAAUAUACUCCUCCAUCUGACGGAGCGGAUUCGAGUCAUGCUUCUGAGAACAGAGAUGGUGAGAAGGGCCUCGGGUCUACCGUCACAGGCGGUGCAGCUGGAGGAUAUGCAGCCCAUCAGAUGGGUGGUGGGAAGUUGGCCACUGCAGGGGGUGCACUUUUGGGAGCUGUCGGCAUGAAUAUGGCGACACACAAGAUUAAACAAAACCAUGGCCAACAACAGCAGCAACAGCAACAGCAACAGCUACCUGCACAAACUGUUGUAGUCAUGCCAGCUCAAGGGGCGGCACCAAGCAAUGGUCUAGGUGGAGGUCUUGGCCUGGGUUCAGGAUUGGGUAUGGGUGGUGGCAUUGGGCUUGGUCGGGUUCAUCGCAAGCUUGCACGUCGCGGAAUUGGCAGGUACUAAUUGGCUCUUUGUGGUAUAAAUUCACUUUAAUAUUGUGGAGGGCUCCUAUUAGUCCUCCUUGCUAUAGUUCCAUCAGUAUGUGAGCACAAA